CUGCAGACCAGCAGCGGGCAUGAUGAGCACCAAGGCCUUCACGCUGGUCUCUGCCGUGGAGCGGGAGCUGCUGAUGGGCGACAAGGAGCGCGUCAACAUCGAGUGCGUGGAGUGCUGCGGCAAGAACCUCUACGUGGGCACCAACGACUGCUCCAUCUACCACUUCCUGCUGGAGGAGCAGAGCCUGCCUGCCGGGACGGCCACGUUCACGGCCACCAAGCAGCGACACAGACAGCUGGGCCUCCGGAAGCCAGUGUGCGAGCUGCGAGCCGCCUCGGCCCUGCACAGACUGCUGGUGCUCUGUGACUGCUCCAUCACCCUGGUUCACAUGCUGAGCCUGGAGCCUGUCCCCUCGGGGGCCCGCAUCAAGGGGGCUGUGGCGUUGGCCUUGAACGAGAACCCUGUGAGCGGGGACCCGUUUUGUGUGGAGGUCUGCAUCAUCUCUGUGAAGCGCAGAACCAUCCAGGUGUUCAUGGUGUACGAGGACCGGGUCCAGAUCGUCAGGGAGGUGUCCACGCCGGAGCAGCCCCUGGCGGUGGCGGUGGACGGCCACUUCCUGUGCCUGGCUCUGACCACGCAGUACAUCAUCCUGAACUACAGCACGGGCGCCGCCCAGGACCUGUUUCCUUACUGCAGCGAGGAGAAGCGCCCCAUCGUCAAGCGGAUAGGGAGGCAGGAGUUUCUCUUGGCGGGCCCGGGAGGACUGGGCAUGUUUGCCACCGUUGCUGGGAUUUCUCAGCGGGCUCCUGUACACUGGUCGGAGAAUGUGAUCGGGGUGGCCGUCUGCUUCCCCUACGUCCUGGCGCUUGACGACGCCUUCAUCACAGUCCACAGCAUGCUAGACCAGCAGCAGAAGCAGACCCUGCCCUUCAAGGAAGGCCACAUUCUGCAGGACUUCGAAGGAAGAGUGAUUGUCGCCACAAGUAAAGGAGUUUACAUCUUGGUUCCCUUACCUCUGGAAAAACAAAUACAGGAUCUUCUAGCAAGCCACAGAGUGGAGGAGGCAUUGGUUUUAGCAAAAGGAGCCCGGAGGAACAUUUCGAAGGAAAAAUUCCAGGGAAUGUACAGAAGGAUCCUGCAGCAGGCUGGCUUCAUACACUUUGCACAACUGCAGUUCCUGGAAGCUAAAGAGCUCUUCAGAAGCGGCCAGCUUGACGUCCGGGAGCUGAUCUCUCUGUGCCCCUUCCUGUUGCCCACCUCCUCUUCAUUCACGCGGUCUCACCCUCCUCUCCACGAGUACGCAGACCUGAACCAGCUGACCCAGGGCGACCAGGAGAAGGCGGCCAAGUGCAAGUGCUUCCUCAUGACCUACCUGGAAGAAGUGCGCAGCUCAGAGGUGGUCCACAGCUACAAGGAGGACGUGGACACGGCCCUGCUCAAGCUGUAUGCCGAGGCCGGCCACGCCAGCCUGCUGGACCUCCUGGUCACCGAGAACGCCUGCCUGCUGGCCGACAGCGCUGCCUGGCUGGAGAAGCACAAACGGUAUUUUGCACUGGGACUGCUCUACCACCAUAAUAACCAGGACGCGGCUGCAGUUCAGUUGUGGGUGAACAUCGUGAACGGGGAGAUUGCCGACCCCAUGCGCACAGACCUGUACGACUACGUGGUGGACUUCCUCACCCACAGCCCGGACCACGCGCUGGUGUGGAAGCACGCCGACUGGGCCUUGCAGAAAAGUGAGGAGGUUGGAGUUCAGGUUUUCACCAAGAGGCCUUUGGAGGAGCAGCAGGACGGUUUCAAUCCAGACGAUGUGCUCACUCGCCUUAAGAAAUACCCCAACGCCCUCGUGCGGUACCUGGAACACCUGGUUAUGGACAGGAACCUGCAGAGGGAAGAGUACCACACACGCUUGGCCCUCCUCUACCUGGACGCGGUGCUGCAGCGGACGCCCGGCACCAGUGGCUCGGGGGCCGAGGUGACGGAGACCCAGGCGAAGCUGCGACGCCUGCUGCAGAAGUCCGACUUGUACCGAGUCCACUUCCUGAUGGAGAGAGUGCGGGGCGCUGGCCUGCCCAUGGAGAGGGCCAUCCUGCACGGGAAGCUGGAGGAGCACGAGCAGGCCCUGCGCACACUGGCGCUCGAGCUGGGGGACUUCCCUGCGGCCGAGGACUACUGCGCCUGGCGCUCCGCGGGCAGGGAGCCGGCCUACCGACGUCGGCUCUUCCACACGCUGCUGGCCCUGUACCUGGGCCCGGGCCCCAGCCCUCCCUUUGACGCUGCCCAGGUUCUGCAGCUGCUGCCGGGCACCUGGUCGGUGCAGCUGCUCUGCCCGUUCCUGACGGGCGCUGUGCGGGACAGCACCCACACCAGGAGGACCGCGCAGGUGGCGCUCGGCCUGGCCACGUCGGAGAACCUGAUCUAUAAGCACGACCAGAUGAAGCUAAAAAGAAGCUCCUUCCGGCUCUCAGACAAACAGCUGUGCCAGGUGUGCCACAGUCCCUUCUGCGAGCCCGUGUUUGUUAGAUACCCAACCGGUGACCUCGUCCACACCCACUGUGCUGCCAGCAGACACACGAACCCCAGCGCCCCCCGCCCCGGUGCUCGGACUUGAAGGGGCCGCCUGGGCACCAGGGGGACCUCGAGUUCUUCGCACACCAAGCCUGCCCAGUGCAAGGAGCAAAACGUGGCAGCGCUGUGCCAGCCAAGACAGAGGCGACGUCUCGGUGCCCGGGAGGCUCUGUCAGUGUGAAACAAGUUCUCUUCCCUGCUGACCAAUCGGCAUUGAAUGUAAACAGGAAACCCACAAGGAGAGACGUGCUCGUUCGCCCGCCCAGACACACGGUUGUCCACUUGGACGGAUACGUGAGCCUUCAGGGCGCACCCCCACAGGCUGGCGCCCACGCCACAUCAGGCACACACUUGCCCGGACAGUGGCUUCAGGUGGCAGCAGGUGACCUCUCCCGCCCAGCGAGUGGCCAGGGCAGGGUCUUGUGCGGGCAGGGUCUUGUGCGGGCAGGUUUCACGUCGCACUUCUCCCGUGUGGUGCGUGCUCCGUCCACGGCACAGUGGCUGCUUCCCGAUGACCUCGGGCUCUGCUCUUGCCCUUGGCUGGCCUGGGAGGUGUGUCCGUUCCCUCCUGCUUCCCUCUGGCUUCUAGCAAGUGAACACCACUACGAAACUGAUGACGGCCGAGAGAGGGGCCGCCUGCCCAUCUGGACGACGGCAGAGACAGGGAACCGUGGGGACAGGGCCCAUGCGUGCUGGCCUGAAACUCCACGGUCAAUGUGCUUAACUAAACAUUUUUAUUUGAAGUGAUAUUAUCUUUGUAAUAUUUCUCUCAUUUAGAAAAUCAUCUGUCGUAUCUGUUAGGGAUGUUUUUCUUGUUAAAUGUACCUCCUAUGGAAUCCUUGGGAAGUUCAAAGGGAAACAAUGAGCACAAACCGAGCGUAUUUUCAGGCGAGGCCGGCUUCCCCUCACUCUCAGCUGGGCAGGCGUGGGCGGUGCUGCCCUUGCACGUGGGGAGUGGCGCCCUCCCUGCAGGUCAUGCCACACCCUUGGAGGAAGCCCAGCCCGCGGCCUUACCUCCAGCACUUUACAUGCCUGCUCUGAGGUCUCCUGCUCACAGGGAAGUGAAUGCCCGUCGGUCCCAGGCUGCAGAUUCGUUCUGUGGUUACUGCACUGCCCUCUCGGAUUUCUUCAUUUUGAUGAUUGAUUCUGUUAGGAAUGAACAAUAAAGACACUGUACCCCAUGCAAGGCUUGCAAGCAAGCAUCAGUGUCUGUGAGAAGAGAAUCUGGAACACGGCCUCCCUCAGCCUCAGCCUUACGGAGGGGGAUGAAGAGCCCACUCCAGUCUUUAAAAACGUCUUCUGCACUAGCAGUGGUCAGCGUUCCUUUUCCUUUGUGAUGCCCACUGGGCCAAGAAGGCAAAGGCAUCCAUGCUUUCUUUCCUAAGUCUCGGUGAGCUCAACAGGAGAUAAUGAAGGAAUUCUGCCUGCAACGCGGCCAUGUGCUGUUACUCGGCUCGGGUGGACACAAAGCCCAGCCAGGAGCUGCCCUGCGGACGGCUUGCAGAAUCACCAUAUUACUGUGCAUAUCACCGUUCACCUUGUGUGCUUGGAUUUACUCCUCGAAGAACGGGCAACUAGUCCAUGCAAUAUGCACUUUGCAAAGCACUGUUUCUACUCAGAAUGGGUAAAAUCUUGAAAACGUCUUGUGAUUGCUCAUUUCUAACUUGGGGCCACUCGUCUCUUUUUUCCCUGCACAUUGAUCAAUACUUAGAAAUGUUUUUUUUUUUUCCUUUAGAAUAAUGGGAAUUGGAGUUGAACAGUUUUCCAGCUCUCCCAGAUCCUCGAAGACAGGCAGAAUUCUGUGACACUGCAGAAUUGUCUCCUGUGUUCAAAACCUUUCUCUAAUCUUUCUCGAACUCCUACAAGACUCUUUUCUUCAAUCAUAUUUUGAAAAGAAAUACAUGUUCUUUCGACAGUCCUGCUGCAUUGUGACCGUGCUGUUGGACAGAGCAAUUGGGAGCACCACUCAGCCCCUUUCCCCUCUAGGUUCUGUGUAACCAUCCUAGUUAAAACAGCAUGAACUGAACUCGGUUGUCAUUUUAUGUUCUGUGGGCAAGACUGUCUAAUUUUAUGGCCUGUGUAUCUGCUGUUGCCUGUCAAGAAUUAACGGGGUGUGUAGGCUGUGCAGCACGGGCCUGGCUCAGCUCUGGGAAGCUGUACUGGGGGGAGGGGCCUCGGUCACACCAUCGAGCGAUGCCUGUCACACAGCUCGGGUAGCCCUUGCUUUCUGCUUGCUCCCCUAUGGAAACCAUUGUCCUUGCAACUCUACCCUUUGCCCCUGGUUGGGUCCCAAAUACACAAGAUGUACAAAUGUAAACUUGAUUUUAUUAAAAUUCUUUUAAUUCUUUGU
Myotis davidii is the source of this 4858-nucleotide messenger RNA. RefSeq names its product transforming growth factor beta receptor associated protein 1 (gene TGFBRAP1). The transcript has 12 exons. NCBI's taxonomy places the organism in Eukaryota, Metazoa, Chordata, Mammalia, Chiroptera, Vespertilionidae. The coding region runs from base 20 to 2551 and encodes 843 amino acids. The record is from RefSeq and is a predicted model, not a curated record. Gene Ontology annotation, cellular component: membrane; cytoplasm. Gene Ontology annotation, biological process: endosomal vesicle fusion; vesicle-mediated transport; intracellular protein transport.